AUGGCGCUCGCCGCGGGUGUUGUCGCAGCGUUGGCGAUUCUCGACGAAGAGGAAGAGGUGUUGGAGGUGCGGAAUGCUUUUGAAGAGUUGAGCGAGUGUGAAUUCCGGCGUCGUUUUCGUUUCUCGAAACGAACGGUACGUUGGUUGUGCGGCGAACUGGACCCCUUCAUCGGGUGCCGACGAGCCAGUGGAAUUUCAACGAAGCGGAAGGUGUUGUGUGCGCUGAGAUUUUUCGCGACCGGCUGCUUCCAGCGAGCUGUCGGCAGUGAGGAGUUCAUCGGCCUGUCGCAGCCGUCCGUCAGCGACACGGUCCACGAGGUGGCACACGCCAUCGCUGUCGUUGGCGGACAAAAACGGUGGGUGGCGUUUCCCGAAACAUCACAAGCGAAGGAGCGAACAAAGGCGUCGUUCGCUCGGCUCGGGCGGAUUCCCGGUGUGCUGGGGUGCGUCGACGGCACGCUCAUCGCCAUCCAGAAGCCCCACGGCCUGAGCCCCGGCGACACGGCGAAUUACAUGUCGCGGAAGGGCUUCUACGCCUUGAACACCAUGAUCACCUGUGAUGCCGACCUCUGGAUUCUGGAUAUCAAUCCAUGUUUCCCGGGGUCGUGCCAUGACUCGUGGGUGUGGCGGAGGAGCUCUCUUCGGCGGCACGUGGGAGCUGAACUGCGGCUUGGCGAAUGCUUGCUUGGAGACUCUGGCUAUCCUUUGGAACCGUGGCUCAUGACGCCAGUGCUCGGACGUCCAGCUAGUGGCACCCCUGAGAGCGCGUACAACAAGGCCCACACCACCAUGCGCAAUGUUGUGGAGAGGUGCAUCGGGGUCCUAAAGAGCAGGUUCCGCUGCUUGCAGCGUUACCGGACUCUGCUCUACAACCCCGACAAAGCAGCCACCAUCAUUGCUGCUUGCGCAGCUCUUCACAACAUUGCGAUGGCGGCACGUGAGCCUGCUCCUGAAGGGGACGAUGACGACACAGACGACGAUGACGAUUCUGAGGUGCCACCAGCAGCUGAUGAGCCAUCGCCGCCACAAGAACAAGGUCCAGCACCACGGCUGUUGCAUCUCAAG
Rhipicephalus sanguineus (brown dog tick) is the source of this 1065-nucleotide messenger RNA. RefSeq names its product putative nuclease HARBI1. The record is from RefSeq and is a predicted model, not a curated record. The transcript is spliced from 3 exons. The annotation marks the transcript as partial. NCBI's taxonomy places the organism in Eukaryota, Metazoa, Arthropoda, Arachnida, Ixodida, Ixodidae.